Rhincodon typus (whale shark) is the source of this 457-nucleotide messenger RNA. It is a transcript of the gene nhlh2, whose product is annotated as nescient helix loop helix 2. The record is from RefSeq and is a predicted model, not a curated record. Bases 98 to 457 code for a protein of 119 amino acids. NCBI's taxonomy places the organism in Eukaryota, Metazoa, Chordata, Chondrichthyes, Orectolobiformes, Rhincodontidae. The transcript is spliced from 2 exons. Gene Ontology annotation, molecular function: RNA polymerase II cis-regulatory region sequence-specific DNA binding; DNA-binding transcription factor activity, RNA polymerase II-specific; protein dimerization activity. Gene Ontology annotation, biological process: regulation of transcription by RNA polymerase II.
UUUUUUUAACAAAGUCGAUCUUGCUCCAUUCCAUUGGAUCCUCCAGUUUCCUCCGUUGCUGGUGUGUCCCAUUGCAGUUCGGAUCGUGUUGCCCAGGAUGUUGAACUCGGAUCAGACUGAACUGGACCUGAAUCCCAGCUCCUCGGAAAGCGAAUCCGUGCUGUCCGAUGCCCGGGGAGGCUGUGUGCGGGACAAGCCAGAUGAGGCCGAGGGCAAGCGGGGAGUCCAGCAGACACUGAGCCGGGAAGAGAAGCGCCGCCGGCGGCGAGCCACUGCCAAGUACCGCACGGCUCACGCAACCCGGGAGCGCAUCAGGGUGGAGGCCUUUAAUGUGGCGUUCGCAGAACUUCGCAAACUGCUGCCAACUCUGCCUCCUGAUAAAAAGCUCUCCAAGAUUGAGAUCCUCCGCUUGGCCAUCUGUUACAUCUCCUACCUGAACCAUGUCCUUGAUGUCUAG